Peromyscus californicus insignis is the source of this 1454-nucleotide messenger RNA. It is a transcript of the gene Rtf2, whose product is annotated as replication termination factor 2. The record is from RefSeq and is a predicted model, not a curated record. Bases 73 to 993 code for a protein of 306 amino acids. Gene Ontology annotation, cellular component: nucleus. NCBI's taxonomy places the organism in Eukaryota, Metazoa, Chordata, Mammalia, Rodentia, Cricetidae. The transcript is spliced from 9 exons. Gene Ontology annotation, biological process: mitotic DNA replication termination; site-specific DNA replication termination at RTS1 barrier.
CUAGGGUUUUGGCAGAGACCCCGGAAGCGGCGGCCUCCAGUUUUUGCUGCGGCUUCUGACUCCGGCCUUGGGAUGGGUUGCGACGGAGGAACGAUCCCCAAGAGGCACGAGCUGGUGAAGGGGCCGAAGAAGGUCGAGAAGGUUGACAAAGAUGCUGAACUGGUGGCCCAGUGGAACUACUGUACUCUAAGUCAGGAAAUCCUGAGGCGCCCAAUCGUUGCCUGUGAACUUGGCAGACUGUAUAACAAAGAUGCUGUCAUCGAGUUUCUGUUGGACAAAUCUGCUGAAAAGGCUCUGGGGAAGGCAGCCUCACACAUUCGAAGCAUCAAGACUGUGACAGAACUCAGGCUUUCUGACAACCCUGCCUGGGAAGGGGAUAAAGGAAACACCAAGGGCGACAAGCAUGACGAUCUCCAGCGAGCGCGGUUCAUCUGCCCUGUGGUGGGCCUGGAGAUGAAUGGCCGGCACAGGUUUUGCUUCCUUCGAUGCUGCGGUUGUGUGUUUUCUGAACGCGCCUUGAAAGAGAUAAAAGCUGAAGUUUGCCACACGUGUGGGGCUGCCUUCCAGGAGGAUGACGUCAUUGUGCUCAAUGGCACCAAGGAGGACGUGGAGUUGCUGAAGAAGAGGAUGGAGGAAAGGCGGCUGCGGGCCAAGCUGGAGAAGAAAACAAAGAAACCGAAGACAGCCGAGUGUGUGUCAAAGGCGGGUGCCACAGACGACUCUGCAGGGCCAUCAAAAGUGAAGGCUGGCAAGCCGGAAGAAGCAGACCCUGAUCCCAGAGAGAAGAAAAGCACCUUGGUUUCCAAGGGCACAGCAGCUAACGGGAAUGCUUCUGGGAAAGCUGGGAAGCCGCCGUGUGGGGCCCUGAAGAGGUCCAUUGCAGACAGUGAAGAGUCUGAAACCUACAAGUCCAUCUUCACAAGCCACAGCUCUGCCAAGCGCUCCAAGGAGGAGUCUGCCCACUGGGUCACCCACACGUCCUACUGCUUCUGAAGCAGGGCCACGCACGGCCCCUCCCCUCAGGGCCCCUCCCCGCAGGGCCCCUCCCCUGUGGCCUUCUAGGCCACUUGCCUGAUGUGGCAAUGUGCUAUAAAGCUGUCCUCUCCGAUACUGGACCUGUGUGGUCACUUGCUGUGAGGAGCGUGGGUCCCGGGGAGGGUGAGGUGGCUUCACAUGACUGGCGGCCUCUCCCCCAGGCUGCACCUCUGGGUUAGCCUGGUAGCCUGGUGAGUCUCCUGCUCACGUUUAGGUAACAGAAAGAUUCUGGGUUCCUCACUGCACACUUGGCUCAUUUUCUAAAGCUGUAAUGGGUUAGGGAAGCACUGACCCUGAGUUCAGCUUAGGGACAGAGUUCCAGCUGUCAGACCUUGCUCUGGGGUUCUUGCCCGAUACAAGGACAUCAUCAUAGAGGAAUCAGACGCCUGAGUGAUACAGAAUAAAACCCUUUUCUCUCA